UUCUCACCGUCUUCAACUUGAAGACGGGACGCCAAAUCUCCAAAAUCUGUGGCCAUCUCUUUGUUUGUCUCUGACUCCCUCUCUCUCUCUAACCCCAAAACCCUAGUUGUCGUUUACGUACUGUUAAUUCAUCACGAUAAUCAGUGGACGAAGAGGUAUUUUGGCGAUGAAGGGUGGUUCAGAGACGAAGUUAUUGCAAGAAUUGAUUUUGUACGCAGCGAGCGCCGCUCUCAGCUGCUUGGUGUUGUUCGCUGGACUUCGACACCUCGACCCUAAUCGAGAGGCCUCCAAGAAAGCACUAGAACACAAGAAGGAAAUCGCCAAGCGUUUGGGUCGCCCUCUCAUUCAAACCAACCCUUACGAGGAUGUGAUAGCCUGCGAUGUAAUUAAUCCAGACCACAUUGAUGUGGAGUUCAACUCCAUAGGAGGAUUGAAUACUAUCAAGGAAGCAUUAUAUGAAUUGGUGAUUCUUCCACUACGGAGACCUGAGCUUUUUUGUCACGGGAAGCUCCUUGGUCCACAAAAAGGUGUCUUGUUAUAUGGACCGCCUGGCACCGGAAAGACUAUGCUGGCUAAAGCUAUUGCAAAAGAGUCCAGGGCUGUUUUCAUUAAUGUAAGGGUAUCAAAUCUAAUGAGCAAGUGGUUUGGUGAUGCACAAAAACUUGUUGCUGCUGUAUUUAGCUUGGCCUAUAAACUACAGCCUGCUAUCAUUUUCAUCGACGAGGUGGACAGUUUUUUGGGCCAUCGGAAGACUACAGACCAUGAAGCAUUAACAAACAUGAAGACUGAGUUCAUGGCUCUAUGGGAUGGUUUCACCACCGACCAGAAUGCUCGGGUGAUGGUGCUUGCUGCGACGAAUCGUCCGUCGGAGCUUGAUGAAGCAAUUCUUCGACGUCUUCCUCAGGCCUUUGAGAUUGGGAUUCCUGAUCACAAAGAGAGGGUUGAGAUACUGAAGGUGAUUUUGAAGAAUGAGAAGAUUGAAAAGGACAUUGACUUUGACCACAUAGCUGGCUUGUGUAAUGGAUACACUGGUUCAGAUCUUCUUGAGCUCUGCAAGAAUGCUGCAUAUUUUCCCAUCAGGGAUCUACUUAAUGACGAGAAGAAUGGGAAGUCAUCUCCGGAACCAAGGCCAUUGUCACAAUUAGAUCUGAAGAAAGUUGUUGUCACAUCAAAAAAAACAUUGGUUGCCGCGAGUGAGUAUACCAGGUUAAGCUCGCGAUCACCGGGAUGGCCAAGUCAUGGGGAGCCAGAUGAUUACCAUGUCCAAGCUGCAAUCAGUGAGAUCUCUAAAGUGGAUGUGAUAGCCUGCGAUGUAAUUAAUCCAGACCACAUUGAUGUGGAGUUCAACUCCAUAGGAGGAUUGAAUACUAUCAAGGAAGCAUUAUAUGAAUUGGUGAUUCUUCCACUACGGAGACCUGAGCUUUUUUGUCACGGGAAGCUCCUUGGUCCACAAAAAGGUGUCUUGUUAUAUGGACCGCCUGGCACCGGAAAGACUAUGCUGGCUAAAGCUAUUGCAAAAGAGUCCAGGGCUGUUUUCAUUAAUGUAAGGGUAUCAAAUCUAAUGAGCAAGUGGUUUGGUGAUGCACAAAAACUUGGUGGGUGUAGUGGUUACUCUCUCUGCUUGGCCUAUAAACUACAGCCUGCUAUCAUUUUCAUCGACGAGGUGGACAGUUUUUUGGGCCAUCGGAAGACUACAGACCAUGAAGCAUUAACAAACAUGAAGACUGAGUUCAUGGCUCUAUGGGAUGGUUUCACCACCGACCAGAAUGCUCGGGUGAUGGUGCUUGCUGCAACGAAUCGUCCGUCGGAGCUUGAUGAAGCAAUUCUUCGACGUCUUCCUCAGGCCUUUGAGAUUGGGAUUCCUGAUCACAAAGAGAGGGUUGAGAUACUGAAGGUGAUUUUGAAGAAUGAGAAGAUUGAAAAGGACAUUGACUUUGACCACAUAGCUGGCUUGUGUAAUGGAUACACUGGUUCAGAUCUUCUUGAGCUCUGCAAGAAUGCUGCAUAUUUUCCCAUCAGGGAUCUACUUAAUGACGAGAAGAAUGGGAAGUCAUCUCCGGAACCAAGGCCAUUGUCACAAUUAGAUCUGAAGAAAGUUGUUGUCACAUCAAAAAAAACAUUGGUUGCCGCGAGUGAGUAUACCAGGUUAAGCUCGCGAUCACCGGGAUGGCCAAGUCAUGGGGAGCCAGAUGAUUACCAUGUCCAAGCUGCAAUCAGUGAGAUCUCUAAAGUGGUGGUUUCCCAAAUGUUGAACCUUCGGUCGGAUACCUCAAAUCCUUGA
Molecule: messenger RNA, 2281 nt
Organism: Ilex paraguariensis (yerba mate)
Lineage: Eukaryota; Viridiplantae; Streptophyta; Magnoliopsida; Aquifoliales; Aquifoliaceae
Source: the annotation of a GenBank genome assembly